CCCUGUGGUCCGUUCAGAGCUUUCGGUCUGUUGUCACGGCGGUUAGACAGAGAGACCCCUCCCAUCUCUGCUAAAAAGCCAGAACAAUCAGGACUGGCUGCAGUGCACGUCAGGGCGCGCCACGCCGUAACAUCUGUUGGGCCUUGGCACAUUCAGGCAUCAAUUUCUUCUUGGCCCACGGCGAUCCUCCCUCGACCUACAUCGGUCCCAGGGGUAGUCCUCGUGUGA
This is a messenger RNA of Gaeumannomyces tritici R3-111a-1, 228 nucleotides long. RefSeq lists its product as hypothetical. The annotation marks the transcript as partial. The transcript has 2 exons. The record is from RefSeq and is a predicted model, not a curated record. Lineage: Eukaryota; Fungi; Ascomycota; Sordariomycetes; Magnaporthales; Magnaporthaceae.